AUGCACAUCGUCGCGUUCGCGUCGUUCGUGCGGCUUCCUUCAACGCAGCGGCGACCACGUCCGUCCACCCGACAACCUCCCUUCCUCAGUACACGUCGAGCACCUCGCACUUUUGUACGUCUCUGUCCAGGUCCAAACAAUACUACACUGCUGCAAACCUCUAUUACAACCUUCUCUUCUCGACCGCGCUCCCCAGCCGACACCCCACGCACCCUCGACCUCCAUGCCGUUAUUCACAUUGCAGACCCCACCUACUACUCAAACCUCCAGCAUGAACUCUCAAACACUUCAGCACCAUUGGACGGCGCAGUGCUCUACGAGCUAAUCCUCCCAUCUUCAUUUUCCUACCCAACUCAAGUACACGGUCUCCGCGAGGUACGAGCGCCCGUGCGUGCCCCUCUGGACGACACGCGUAGGGCUCAUCGAAUGCGUGCAGUCGCGCAAGCGGAUGCAUUUAAUCCAUGCAUCCCAAGGUGGUACUUGGCGGACCUAUCGUCGGAGAAGGUUAAAUCUCUAACCAAGCAACACUCCCCGCGACAGCCAGCACCCGAUCCGCUUCGCCUCAUUGCUGCUUUCCUUCCCUGUCCAGAGCUGUUUGCAGGUGCUGUUGCAGUUCCAAGCCGUGGCGCAGGCUUGCUUGUGCGCGCUUUAGCUGCGGGAGAUGUAGCCACCGCAAGGCGUAUCGCCUUUGCGCGAAAGGCGGUAGCGUCAACAGCUUCAAGGGCGUUCGCUUCUGCCGAUGCCGUUACCGCAGCGAGGGACGCGGCUGCCAUGUCUGCAGUCAAAGCUGCGGGGAAGGCUGGUGCAAGACAUGUCGCACUUAUUUAUGGAGCAUGGCAUGCUGGGCAUUUGUGCAGACGGUCGGAGAAUGAGCUCGGAAUGGACUUUGUUCGGACUAGAUGGCGAACAGCCAUGGUGCUACCAACGAAGAAAGGUAAUACAACUGCGCUUGUGGUGGGGUGUGUUGUUGCUGCAGCAUAUUUUUGUUACGCAGGCUUGGAUUGGGUUCUUACAAUUGAAUCAGUAGUUCGAACGCUGGAAGAGGGAUUUGAUGUUGAUGUAGACGUCACCGUGAGGGUUUUAAAUAUGAUUGGAUGGUACACGGUGAGGCAUCUUCUCCCUUACGUAGGCUUUCAGCGCUGGUUCGACGUAGGUGAAGGAGAGUAA
This is a messenger RNA of Chondrus crispus (carragheen), 1167 nucleotides long. RefSeq lists its product as hypothetical. Bases 1 to 1167 code for a protein of 388 amino acids. NCBI's taxonomy places the organism in Eukaryota, Rhodophyta, Florideophyceae, Gigartinales, Gigartinaceae. The transcript has a single exon. The record is from RefSeq and is a predicted model, not a curated record.